AUGGACAAGGAAACCAUCGCGCGGGAUCAGUUCAACUGCAGCGCUGCAGCUGGCUACUGCGACUUGGCAUCGAUCCGGGAGCACUGCUGUAAGACUUGCGAGGCUCAUGAUGAGUUGCUGGAGGAGUGUGUUGACGAUCCAGAGCCGGGGAGCGGAGCCUCUUGCGAGAACCUGCAAAGCCAGUGCUCCGACAUAGCAGUCAAGGAACUGUGCUGCGCGACCUGCUCUGUCAACAGCACCGGCACGAACACCAGCUCGACAGCAAACAACACCAGUGGGAACAGCAGCGCGGCUGCUCAUGCUCCCAUCGUUCUUCUAUCCCGUUGA
Messenger RNA from Prorocentrum cordatum, 327 nucleotides. Lineage: Eukaryota; Dinophyceae; Prorocentrales; Prorocentraceae. The record is from the annotation of a GenBank genome assembly.